AUGGCAGCGACAUUUAAGCCUCGCCUGGAAUCAGACCUCUCCGACACUGUGCCUCAAGGUCAAAAUCAUCACAGCCGUUAUUGUGGAGGCUACCAGUGCAUUAAGACUAAUGGCACUUUAACUCAUUCCUUCUCAACAGAGGAUGGUCAAAUGGCGAUCGCGAAUAGGGGAUAUAAAAUGGAUCACAAUAAAGAAGAUGAGGUGGAUGAUGCUUCACCACAACUGGAGGAUGUAGAAGCAUUGAUUAGAGGCUACUCUCAUUCCCAUAAACUAGAGGAUGAGGAUGAGGUGCUAGAAGGAGAUGGUAAUGUGAACGAUUGCGAUGAUUACGAUGAUGACGACGAAAAUGUGAUAAAUGGAUCUUCCCCUAUUCUCCUUUCGGAAUGUCCAGAGUUUCAAGCCUAUCUACAACCAUUGCAAGUAUCCAGCCACGAAGACAAUCCGAUAUUAAACGAUGAGGAUGAAAUUGUCUUUGGGUUUGUGCCUUUGAAGAACAAAAAUUUAUCACCUCAAAACAAGGAGGAGCGAGACAAUGAAAGCGUCUUAUGGGAACUUAUUGAGGCCGAAGCCGAAGCUUUGUGUUUGUCUGAGAAAGGCAUAGCCUGUUGUCAACGCAAUGCCGUGGCACCCUCUCCAACUAAAAGGACUUCUGGACAUAAUUUAUCCAAGGUAGGAGCAAACAAUUUUUCUACCUAUCUCCUAUUAAUAUAG
Hydatigera taeniaeformis is the source of this 711-nucleotide messenger RNA. The record is from the annotation of a GenBank genome assembly. NCBI's taxonomy places the organism in Eukaryota, Metazoa, Platyhelminthes, Cestoda, Cyclophyllidea, Taeniidae.